AUGGGUUCAUGUCGACAAUGCCAACAAAAACACAACACUCUCCUCCAUAGUUCUAAUGAUGACGUCACUGCCAACUUAAGCACAGAUGAGCAAGUUGAACCAAACGAAUCUGUAGCAGCCUUUUCUAGACAAAUGUCCAAGCAUGUUCUCCUAUCUACAGCAUUGAUAGAAGUUUUUAACCCUAUUAAUAAGCAGGUAGAAAAGGUUCGCGCUCUCUUGGAUUGUGGCAGCCAGUCUUCAUUUAUCACUAAAUCCCUGCAACGGAGAAUGUCACUAAGAACUUGCCCAUUGAAAGCAAUAAAUGUCAUUGGGAUUGGCAAUAAUUCUUCUAAUACAGUGUACGAAAGCUGUCUCACUCAAAUAAAAUCUCUAAAUAGCAACUACAGCGUUACCCUUUCAUGUCUUGUUCUCAACGAAUUGACGGGCCGCUUACCUAAGACCCCAGUUGAUAUUCAAGCUCUCAAAAUACCUAAUUCUCUUACUUUGGCGGACCCUGAGUUCUACAAGUCAGCUCCGAUUGAAGUUUUGAUUGGAGCAGAUAUCUUCUGGGACAUUCUAAACAGCGAACAGCUUUCUUUAGGUCCUAAUAAUCCUAAAUUGCAAAAUUCUAAACUCGGCUGGAUAAUAGCUGGCCCAAUCAACAAUUAUUUUAGCAAAGAAAUUCAUUGCAAUCAUUCCAGAAUUGCAAACCCUACAUCUAACGAAAUUCACAAAAUGCUCACAAAAUUCUGGGAGCUUGAAGAGCUACCCCAAAAAACUGUUCGAAGUCAAAAUGACAUAGCAUGCGAAAAACACUUUCUAAAUACCACCACUCGCUUAGAAAGCGGCAGAUUCUGUGUGAAGUUACCCCUAAAGGACUCACCUGACUGCCUCGGCGAUUCAUACUCUCAAGCUAAAAAACGAUUCCUAAAUCUUGAGAAAAGAUUUAGACGAAAUAAAGAACUAAAAUCAAAAUACGUUGAAUUCAUUCGUGAAUACGCUGAUAUGGGCCAUCUAUCUGAAUCACCUACUCCUAUUCCAAAUCCAUCAUAUUUUUUGUGUCACCAUGCUGUCAUAAAGGAGAAUAGUGAAUCUACCAAACUCCGAGUAGUGUUCGAUGGCUCAGCCCCCACAACCUCUGGCUUCUCUGUCAAUGACAUCCUCAUGGUGAUAUCGCCAAAAUGUAUCGUCAGAUUCAAAUUGAAAGUUCAAAUCAAAAUUUGCAGCUCAUAUUAUGGAGAGAAAAUGAGUCUCAGCCUAUCAAAACUCUGCGACUGA
Colias croceus (clouded yellow) is the source of this 1257-nucleotide messenger RNA. RefSeq lists its product as uncharacterized. Lineage: Eukaryota; Metazoa; Arthropoda; Insecta; Lepidoptera; Pieridae. Gene Ontology annotation, biological process: proteolysis. Gene Ontology annotation, molecular function: aspartic-type endopeptidase activity. The record is from RefSeq and is a predicted model, not a curated record. The transcript is spliced from 2 exons. Bases 1 to 1257 code for a protein of 418 amino acids.